Molecule: messenger RNA, 6049 nt
Organism: Ochlerotatus camptorhynchus
Lineage: Eukaryota; Metazoa; Arthropoda; Insecta; Diptera; Culicidae
Product: neuronal acetylcholine receptor subunit alpha-7-like
Exons: 12
Coding region: 2231-4054 (607 amino acids)
Biological process (GO): nervous system process; regulation of membrane potential; chemical synaptic transmission
Cellular component (GO): postsynaptic membrane; plasma membrane; synapse
Molecular function (GO): transmembrane signaling receptor activity; acetylcholine-gated monoatomic cation-selective channel activity
Source: RefSeq, a predicted model, not a curated record
UCUGCUCCUAGUGGAGAACGCGUUGAAAAUAGUUGGGAAAAUAAGAGGAAAAGGAAGAUAACUCUCACUGAUUCUGUUUCUGUUGUUUGAAAAAUGUGUCUACGCUGAGGAGAAAAUCAAUCGAUUCGCGGAUUCGAUCCGACGCGGAAUUCAGUGCGUUCUGUGUUUUCCGUACUUCCGGUUGGCCUACUUGGAUGUGGUAGAUAAAGUUUGAGUUUUUUUUCCCCCUUUCCUGAGUCAAUGCAGAAGCAGUGAGCUAUGGGAACCGCGGAGUAACGUCCGAUUAUAGUUGAUGUGUUGUGUUCGGAUCGGUUGAACCGCCGGGAGUCGGUUAGUGUGUUUCACGGAGGUUAGUGAAAAGAAGCGCGGCGAGGGUCCUUGACUCGACAACGAACGGCAGCAGCCACAGAAGAGAGUUUCUGACGCAGUGCAAAGAGGAAAACGAGGAAAAACGGCAUCGUCGUCGUCAUUGGAGUGGAUGCUGUACCUCCAUAGCUACAUGUGACGAGGGGUGAGCGAGGAAAGAGGAUGAGCAGGGGGCAUACGAAAAACGACACUCGCAUAUAUGAUGAGGGAAAAUGGAAAAUGCAUUUUAGGAUCGAAUCCCGACAGCCGAAGCAGUAGCAGCAGCAGUAGCAGCAGCAGCAACGUCCGCAGACUGGUGGAAACGGAACAAGACGGAAGUGAGAUGAAGGGGAUUGUGUUGUGUGUGUAGAUGUUGUGUCAUUUUGUGAAUGAAAAUCGAUAUUGCUGUGGUGUGUCGUUUUGCCUCUAUAGAGAAGCACUGGCAAUCGGUGGAGCCUACUGAGCGGCUAGUGAGGGUUCCGCGUAGAGAUUGUGUUUUUUUCUGCUGGUCCUCAGGAAACCGAAGUGGUCCCAUGUACCGGGUGUUGAAAAAUAAUGCAAUUUGAGGCAAACUUUAGUUGGACCCAAGUGGCGAAUCGCGAACAGUAGCUGCACUGGAAGAGCAAAAGCGUGCCAAGAGUAUACAAACAGGCGUAAAAGUUAGUGUGUAUUCUGUGGACCGGAACCGACGACCUGCCACCUCUGCCUAGUGAGUUUUGUGUCGCGUAAAUAAUUCGCCGUUUCCCUCAAUUUUCCCAGCUCGGUUUUCGUGAUGUUUUGCUGAGGUCCGUGUGCAUUAUUGAUGGUAGCGUUUCCGUUUUUCGCGUCCGCGUAAAAUUACUGUAGCGUUCUUCUCAAAAAAAAAGCCUACAUACACGUGUAUGUGGCUAGCAGUCUAGUGGAAGGAGUGUGACCCCGUUUCCAAAGCAGUCAGAACGACCGCAGUGGCGUCCCUAGAGGGACGACCGACCGAUCGAAAGAAGCCAGAUUGUUUGAAUCUUUAAUCCCAAUCUCGAUUGGCUAGCAGGAAACGAAGCUACAAAGUCUCUCCAUCGAAUCAAGUGUUUAGUUUUGUGAUUGUGUUUCAUCCGAGAAAAUAAUAGCAACCCGCGAGAUGGCGCUGCAAACUGAUUUAUCUGCGCCGCACUCCGUCGGUCUACGAGAAAAUGUAAAGUUAUGAUGCAGUGUUCUUUUAGCAUAAACAAAACAAAAUCUUUGCCUAACCUAAAAAAACUACUUGACUACACAGAAAACACUCGCACUCUGUCCCCUGCACCUGUCCAAAAAUAAAUACUAAAUAAAACUGACUGACAACAAACAAUAAAACCUAAACAGUGAAGCACCACCACUUUCAGAGCCUACUACUAUUCACCACUCUAUCUCUUCACCAACCUCCAGUUUGGAAAAAAAAAGUCAAAGCAAUCUGUCAAAAUCACCGUUAUUCUCACGUCUAUCUCACAAAAUAAAACUUACAAUAACACAACAGAAAAAAAACCCCUUCUAAACAAACCGCUGCUAAUCGAAAUCCAGUAAAAGCAAGUUUAACGAAAUGAUUAAUCAAAAAAUCUAGUUACUACUAUCGUAAUUAUAACCGUUACUAAAGUUGUUCGUUUAAACAAAGCCUCUAGUUAAAAAUCGUUAAACAAUUCUAAUCUCUAAAUCCAUAACAAUAACAAACCCGAAACGCCAAAAAUAAGUAUCGAAAAAUAAUACACACCAAUCAAACUACGCAGACCGAGCGGAUCCGGGCUGCUGCCUCGACGACCACACCACGAGGGCGUCAAUCUUAUGACCAUCGAAAACGAGAGCAACAACAACCACAACUACAACUGCCAACACUCGCACUAGACAACAACAACAACAGCUCCGGGAAGCCACCGCCAGCAUGGAGUUGGUCACGACGACCGCCACGUUGAUGUUGCUGUUGACGCUGGUGGCACUGAUGUUGCUACUGCCGUCGUGCCACGCCACCGCCACGGCCACGGCCGUCGUCGGUUACGGUGUGGUGGGAACGGGAGGAACCGGAACCGGAACCGUGGCCGGGGCCGGGCUGAGUCUGGUGUACCGGCUCGGGGCCCUGGCCGGACGGAUGCUGAUGCUGAUGCCACCGUCCAUUCUGGUGCUCGGAAUCGGGUGGAUGUGGAUGCCGCUGCAAGUUGUCAAUGCCGGCUACCACGAGAAGCGCCUACUGCACCACCUGCUCGAUGCCUACAACGUUCUGGAGCGACCGGUGGUCAACGAGUCGGAUCCACUGCAGCUCAGCUUCGGGCUGACGCUGAUGCAGAUCAUCGAUGUGGACGAGAAGAACCAACUUCUGAUCACCAACAUUUGGCUGAAAUUGGAAUGGAACGACAUGAAUGUGCGAUGGAAUUCUUCCGAGUACGGCGGUGUGCGGGAUCUACGGAUACCGCCGCAUCGGCUGUGGAAACCCGACGUGCUGAUGUACAACAGCGCCGACGAAGGCUUCGACGGGACCUACCCAACGAACGUGGUCGUCCGGAACAAUGGAUCCUGCCUGUAUGUGCCGCCCGGUAUCUUCAAGUCCACCUGCAAGAUCGACAUCACCUGGUUCCCGUUCGACGACCAGCGGUGCGAGAUGAAGUUCGGCUCGUGGACGUAUGACGGUUUUCAGCUCGAUCUGCAGCUACAGGACGAGUCGGGCGGCGAUAUCAGCAGUUUCAUAACGAACGGCGAAUGGGAACUGUUGGGUGUCCCCGGCAAGCGGAACGAAAUCUACUACAACUGCUGCCCGGAACCGUACAUCGACAUCACGUUCGCCAUCCUGAUCCGGCGGAAGACGCUCUACUACUUCUUCAACCUGAUCGUCCCCUGCGUGCUGAUUGCGUCGAUGGCCCUGCUCGGGUUCACACUGCCACCGGACUCCGGCGAGAAGCUGUCGCUCGGAGUCACCAUUCUGCUGUCACUUACUGUCUUCCUUAACAUGGUGGCGGAAACCAUGCCGGCCACUUCGGAUGCUGUGCCUCUGCUAGGAACCUAUUUCAAUUGUAUCAUGUUCAUGGUGGCCUCAUCGGUGGUUUCCACGAUUCUGAUUCUAAACUACCAUCACCGGAAUGCCGAUACGCACGUGAUGUCCGAAUGGAUUCGAGUGGUGUUUUUGAGCUGGCUACCGUGCAUUCUUCGAAUGAGCCGACCUGGCGAACCGUUUCCCCAUCCCUGUCGGCAGUCUGUGGACGAGAAGAACAAGCAACUGCAGGAGGUUGAAAUGCGAGAGAGAUCUUCCAAGUCCCUUCUGGCCAACGUACUGGACAUUGACGAUGACUUCCGGUGCAAUCAUCGAUGCAGCACGCUGCCGCACAAUCCAACCUACUACCGGACGAUGUAUCGGCAAGGAGACGCGGAUGGCAGUGUCGGUCCACUCGGAGGCGGUGGCGCAACGGAUACCAUCGGACGGAAUGCCGGCCUAGGGACGAUCAGUGCUGCCAGCGGCGUUGGUGGUCGCCUGCACGAAACCGUUUCAUCGCACACCUGUCUAAGUUCCUCGGCCGAGUACGAACUAGCACUGAUACUGAAGGAGCUGCGAUACAUCACCGAUACGCUUCGCAAAGAGGACGAAAGUAGCGACGUCACUCGUGAUUGGAAGUUUGCCGCAAUGGUGGUCGAUCGUUUGUGCCUUAUCAUCUUCACGCUAUUUACGAUCAUCGCAACGCUGUCUGUCUUAUUCUCGGCGCCGAAUUUCCUCGUAUCAUAACAACCAUCGCCAUCAUCGCUAUCAUCGACAACAACUGCGGCGGCGGCGGCGGCAGCGGCUGCAGCAACGGCAACAACAACACCGGCAACUACGAUUGUUAAUUCUUUCGAGACCCCAACGGCUACUGUGACGACCUAUAGCAACCGUCACGAUGACGACGGCCCUAACAGCGAUAGUAGUAGUAGUAGUAGUAUCAAAAUCGUUCAAUUCCUCAAUCCGGGUGAUUCUGCCGCGGCCGCUGCCGUUGGCGAUGAUCCGGCCUCGUGGAUUCUCCUCGGUGGAACCCUGGCGAUGGUGGUACUGAUUGCGGCUCUGGCCUCGCUCGCCCUCCUGCUGGCGGCCCUGGUCCUGUUGGGCUACCACGGGACUUUCACUCAAUUAUUCGCGGUGACUGAUUACAAGUUAAGAAAAUAUGUUCACAUUUUCAUAAAGAAUUUUAAAUUGAUUAACGAUGCGUAGGACACAUAUGAAAGAAGAACUCGAAGAGCGAUAGAUUUCUUUCGACGAUGUAAUUGUAGUGCGUAGUGGACAAUAGAGCGAAAACCGAACGCAUAGCGAGAGGCUGGUUUUAACCGAUUGAUAUAAAAACAAUACUCACUCUCACACUCUUCUAGCGUCGGCAUCAUCACUUAUAGAAACUUUUUUAGAGUUUUCCUUUUUUAUAUAACUGAUCAACAUAUAGAGAAAACAUUGAACUUUUAUCUUUCUAAGAUAAGUUGACGUCAGAAAUUGAAGAAAAAAAAUGACAGUGUAUACCAAUAAAAACAAAAACAAAACAGAAAAAACGGAACGAGAAAGAAAUCGUGUGUGUAGUAAAGUUACUUAAAUUCAAUCCGGUUUCUAUUUACACGUUGUACAUAACUGAUAGAUUUUAUUAGACUUCAUCCGAGGAACUGUCAACAAAACAGUUGUACAUAAUUUUAAAACCCGCAUUCCUCAUUCAAAUCAUAGCAAACACUUGUUUUGGUUUGUGUUUACAUUCCCUCCGCAUCAUAACUGCAACCAAAGUAGGCACCGAACCUUUUCUAAUCAACUUUCAUUGAAAAAGAAAAGAAAUAAUAGAAAAAAAAUCAAAACAAAACAGCAGCUCUACUCUACUUACCUUGCAAUAAUUAACAAAUCUAGCAAAACAAAACUAUAUAACCUUUAAACAAACACACUCACACACACACACAUGUAACUUUUGAGAUAGUUAUCAACAACAAAACGGAAAACAAGAGUCGCAGCAAACUUAUUGAAAACAUUAGCUAACAAAAAAAAGAAGUAAAUCAGAAGAUUACUGAAAACUCAACUCAUAUAUUAAAGGAACGUUUUAUACUUGAGUAAGUUGAGGCAGAAAGAAUUUUUUUUAUACUUAGUCAAAAGGGGGCAAAUCAAACGGGAGAAAGUGAUUAGUUAAAUCCAAAUUGUGUACAUUGUUGAAGAGUCGAUAAUCGGCACCGCAGUAGCGAAUGACAACAAAAACAAAAACAAAUCAGAAGGAAAAUCAUGACAGCUCCUGCCGUCAGCAAUAGUAAACUAAACAAGAAUACGAAACUGCAAAUCAGCAUUGAGACUGGAGGUUGAGGGAUAAGACAUAAAAAAUGGUGGCUCUUUUCAUGGUUGAUCAUCAGGAGUGUUGAUACGGAUUUCGAAGCAACUUUUUGUGAUUGUAAUUUUUCCAUUUCUCCAUGAGGAUUUGUGUUUAGGAUAUGCAAUUUGCUAAUACCGUUGACCCCCGUUAAUCUGCACGAUACUGCGUUCAUUUUUAAUUUGAACUUCUAGUAACCCUACGACCAUCAGAAAAGUCGACCAUCAGAAAUGUUUUGUUUUGGUUCUGCGUUCGGAACGUUCCAUUUUGAUUUUCUCUGUUCCGUGUGCUAGAUGACGUUUGAGCAGUUUUUAGUUUGCACGGCGUGCAGAUUAGCAGGAUUCAAUCUAAAAAGUGUGCAGAUUAUGAACGGUCAGACUACGGUUUAUUUAACAUUGGAGACCCAAUAACACGUAUUCGCAUAU